This is a messenger RNA of Nymphaea colorata (pocket water lily), 1209 nucleotides long. RefSeq names its product exopolygalacturonase-like. Lineage: Eukaryota; Viridiplantae; Streptophyta; Magnoliopsida; Nymphaeales; Nymphaeaceae. Gene Ontology annotation, biological process: carbohydrate metabolic process. Bases 1 to 1209 code for a protein of 402 amino acids. Gene Ontology annotation, molecular function: polygalacturonase activity. The transcript has 5 exons. The record is from RefSeq and is a predicted model, not a curated record.
AUGGAUCGUGGGUCUAUUCUUCUCCUCUGUAGUCUUUGCCUUUGUGUAUCAGCAGCCAUGGCAGAAGAAGCAACAAAUCACUCGGGAGUUUAUAAUGUGGAAAAGUAUGGCGCCAGAGGCGACGGGAAGCACGACGAUACUAAGGCAUUUGCGGCAGCUUGGGUUGCGGCCUGCGCGGAUUCCGGGAGUCCAACUUUUGAGAUUCCCCGCCGGAUUUACUUGGUGGGACCCCUCCGGCUGGUGGGACCAUGCAGCAACACCGGCACUUUCACCUUGAAAGUGCAUGGCGUGGUGAAGGCGUCGACGGACAUGAGUCUGUUCAAGACGCAGGAGUGGAUCCUCUUUGCUUACCUCAAGUACCUUAAGGUGACCGGAACAGGGACCUUCGAUGGGCAAGGAGCAGCUGCCUGGCCUCUCAAUCAGUGUCAUUUCCAGAAAAUGUGCAAACUAUUACCCGUUUCCUUCAAGUUUGCCUUCAUGGAGAAUACGAGAGUUGAGGGAAUAACUUCACUGAACCCAAAGUUCUUUCAUGUGGCUCUAUUGAACAACACCAAUUUCAGAAUUCAGCGUGUCACUCUUACUGCACCACAAGACAGCCCCAACACUGAUGGCAUUCACCUUGAGGGCUGCACGGGCGUCAAGAUCUUGCAGUGCAAAAUCGGAACCGGAGAUGAUUGCAUUUCAGUUGGACAAGGCAAUACUGAUGUCUACAUCAAUGGCAUUCUUUGCGGCCCGGGUCAUGGAAUCAGUGUGGGCAGCUUGGGUAGGUACCCAGAUGAGAAAGAUGUCAAUGGGCUGGUGGUCACAGGCUGCACGCUCACAAACACCACCAAUGGCAUUAGAAUCAAGUCAUGGCAGGCAUCUCCACUCGUCACCUCCGCCAGGAACAUGACUUUUGACAACGUCAUCGCCUACAAUGUUGCCAACCCAAUCAUCAUCGACCAGAACUACUGCCCCUACAAAAAUGGAUGCCCACAACUGUGGCCAUCAGGUGUUAAGUUGAGUAACAUCAAAUUUAACAACUUCAGAGGGACAUCGACCACACCAGUGGCAGUGAAGCUGCAGUGCAGUGCAAGAUAUCCAUGCAAAAAGAUUAAAAUUCAAGAUAUUAACCUCAGCUACAAGGGAGAAGAACCUGCAGUCUCUGCUUGUGCUAAUGUGAUGAAAGCCUCAUAUAAGGGCAAGCAAGUUCCUCCUCCAUGCCAGUGA